Cryptomeria japonica (Japanese cedar) is the source of this 1043-nucleotide messenger RNA. RefSeq names its product heavy metal-associated isoprenylated plant protein 39. NCBI's taxonomy places the organism in Eukaryota, Viridiplantae, Streptophyta, Pinopsida, Cupressales, Cupressaceae. The transcript has 3 exons. Gene Ontology annotation, molecular function: metal ion binding. The record is from RefSeq and is a predicted model, not a curated record. The coding region runs from base 279 to 737 and encodes 152 amino acids.
UGGCUGCCAUGACUGUCAUUUUUAAUCCAAAAAAACAAGACUUGGAAUAAAAUUACCUGAACAACUAGGCAUUUCUAAAUGUCUUGGACCAAUUUGUUUAUUGAACAAUCUCCAAGGCUGGGAAUAUUCUCUCUCCUAGUCACUGUUUUUAAUCAGCCUAGCAUUUAUUUCUAUCUAUCAAGCCUGCAUUUUUUCCAGUUGUGUUUUCUGGUGGCAGAGUAAAAGGAGGCAAAAGAGUUAUUAGCUCUACGGAAGCUGCCUAUCAGAGGAAGGAGAAGAUGUCUAAGAAAAUUGUGUUGAAAGUGAACAUAGACUGUGAGAAAUGCAAGAGGAAGGUCAUGAAGACUGUUGCAGGAAUGGAAGGCGUUGACUCUGUUCAAGUGGAUUCCAAGGAUGGAAAAAUCACAGUCAUAGGAGAUGCAGAUCCAGUUUCCAUCAUCAACAAGCUCAGGAAAUUUGGGAGAUCAGAUCUACUGAGUGUUGGGCCUGCAAAAGAACCAGAGAAAAAACCGGCAGAGAAGAAGGAUGAAAAGAAGGAUGACAAGAAAGAUGACAAGAAGGAUGAGAAGAAAAAGGAUGAGAAGAAGGAUGAAAAGAAGGAUGAUAAGAAAAAGGAUGAGAAGCCAAAUCCAGUGCCAAAUAUAACAUAUGUUUAUCUUCCUGGACACUCUGAGCCUUAUCGUGGGUAUAGUACUUAUUUCAGUGAAGAGAAUCCCAAUUCCUGCUGCAUUUCUUGAAGCCAAUUAUGAUCAGAAGGGUAUUUUUAGUUUUGAUUUUUGUAUUGACUUGUACAAAAGGUGUAGCAGCUUAAUGAGAUUAAAACAUAUUGUACUGUUUUAUUCGCUGAUUCUGUGCUGUAAUGCAACUCUUCUGCACGGUGGAGAUUUCAAUAAUGGGUUAGGCUUGAGAAUUUGAGAUUAGGGUAAAUAAGAGGCAAAUCAAGUUAGGGUAUUUGGUGGAUUCUCUGUAAAUUUUCAUGGCAGGCCCUGGGAAGGGUUGCAGAAGAUCGGUUUUAAUGAAAAAAAUUUUGUUCUUGUGUUGCA